AUGGGUAAUACAUGUUACUAUGAACUUUUAGGAGUCGAAAUAUCAGCAACUGAUACUGAUUUAAAAAAAGCUUAUAGAAAAAAGGCAUUGCAAUAUCAUCCAGAUAAAAAUCCAGAUAAUAUAGAAGAAGCUACAGAAAUUUUCUCUCAAAUUAAAACGGCCUAUGAAGUUUUAUCUGACCCACAAGAGAGAGCAUGGUAUGACACUCAUAAAAAUGAGAUUUUAAAUGAUGAUUAUGAUGAUCAAGGUUAUACCGAUAAUAAUGUAGAUCCAUGUGAUCCGAGAAUAACCGGUGAAAUAACUACCGAGGAUUUACUAAAAUAUUUCAACAACGGGUUGUACAAUAAUGGAACUAAUAAUAUGUAUGAACUUGUUGGCAGUCUAUUUAUUAAGAUUGCUAAUGAUGAAAUAUAUUUUGGAAGGAAAUAUGGCUUAAAAAACUAUGAUAAAUACCGGGAUGAUUAUGUGUAUGAAGAGCUAAAAAAUAAUGACUACAGUUUUAUAUCUAAUAAAUAUUGUCAGAGCACAUAUGUUAAAACUCCUACGAAUAAUUUAAAAUACCAGAUAUUUGGAGAUCAAUCUACUGACUAUAAUUUCUUGAAAAAGUAUUUUUACAAAAAUUGGUCUAGCUUCAAUACCGUUAAGGAUUUUUCAUGGAAAGAUCAAUACAUGUAUUCAAGAACUUAUGAUAGAAAAACUAAGCGAGAGAUUAAAAAGAGAAAUGAUAAACUAAGAUUAGAGGCCAAAAGUGAAUAUAAUAAAACUGUUAAAAAUUUUGUGAAAUAUGUUAAAAAAAUGGAUAUUAGAUUAAAAAUAGGUGCAAAGAAGGAAGAAGAAAUUAAAAGGUUGGAAAAAAGGAAAAAUUUUGAAUCACUUAAGCAGAGAGCAGGACAGAAGAAACAAACAAGUACUAUUAAUUAUGAGGAUGAGUUACAAACUUGGCAAAAGAUCGAUGAAUCUAAAUGGGAUGAGCUAGAAAAAAAUUAUUUUAGUGAAACACAAGAUGGGAAGGAAGAGGGGAUAUAUAACGAUAAAAACAAAUAUACUGAAUCACAUGAUGAUAAGAAUGUUGAUGCCGAUCUAUCUGAUUAUGAAGAAAUUAUAUUAUACGAGUGUGCAGUAUGCGGGAAAUAUUUUAAAUCUGAAAAUCAAUUAAAUAAUCAUAAUAAUACCAAGCAACAUAAAAAACUAUUAAAGAAGAUACAAUGGGAAAUGAAGAAGGAAAAUAUAUCGUUAGGAUUGGAUAAUAUAUCUGAUAUAGAUGAGUUUGAAUCGGCAGAUGAUGGAUCUAUCGAAGAUGUGACAGAGGGGGAAAAAGAUGUGACAGAGGGGGAAGAAGAAAUUGACGAAGAAUUGGCGAAAAUUGAAAAAGAAUUGGAAAUGUUGGAAAUGUUGGAAAAAGAAGAUAAAGAAAUUAAUGAAGCUACCACUCAAUUAGACAAAGAUAUAGAUACCAAGGAAAAAGACGAUUUAUUAGACCAACACGGAGAUGCUGCAUUGGAGAAUAUGUUAAAUAAUUUGAACAAAAAUAAAGAUAUUGAUCAAUAUGAUAAAGAUGUUAAGAAAAGCAAGAAAAAGAACAAAAAGAUAAGUACUGCUGCAAUCAAUAGUCAUUCGUGUAGUAUAUGUUCUGAGACAUUUACUAGUAGAAAUAAACUAUUUAAACAUGUAAAUGAAUUAGGGCACGUUGCUUUGAAGUCAAAAGUUAAAAGUAGUAAGAGAAAAAAGAAAUAA
Messenger RNA from Saccharomycodes ludwigii, 1734 nucleotides. RefSeq names its product Jjj1p (gene JJJ1). The coding region runs from base 1 to 1734 and encodes 577 amino acids. NCBI's taxonomy places the organism in Eukaryota, Fungi, Ascomycota, Saccharomycetes, Saccharomycodales, Saccharomycodaceae. Gene Ontology annotation, cellular component: cytoplasm. Gene Ontology annotation, molecular function: zinc ion binding; nucleic acid binding. The record is from RefSeq and is a predicted model, not a curated record. The transcript has a single exon.